AUGAGCCUGCUCGUCGUUCUUCUAUUCCUACCAUUUUUGUCAUUCAAUUCAGAAUGUCGAAUAUUGCGAAUCGAUAAAGGAAAAAUCGAAGGUGCCGAGAGGGUAUUCGAAGGCAAUCGAUAUUAUCUAUUCAAGAGAAUCCCAUUCGCUGCACCACCGCUCGGCAAAUUGAGAUUCCAGAAAGCGGCAGAUGUGAAAAACUGGAAAAAUGUGUGGAAUUCGACCGAAUAUGGUCCGGCUUGUAUGUCAAACUCAUCGGUGACGAAAAGCCCCCAAAAAUGGGUCGACGAGGAUUGCCUUCAUACGAAUGUGUUCACCUCACAAGCGUGUUUGACGAAGAAGAACUGCCCGGUCGCAUUCUACAUUCAUGGCGGCGGAAUGAAUUAUGAUUCGGCGGUGAUGUUCAAUGACACAAUGCUUCUCAAAACGUUUGUAUCCAAGGACAUUGUUCUUGUGAUCAGCGCAUUCCGUUUGGGAAUCUUCUCCCAUUUCAUUGUUAAUGAUCAAUCGGUGGCACCACACAAUAUUGGAGUAUUUGAUAUUUUAAAGGGUCUUCAUUUUGUCCAUGACAAUAUCAAACAUUUCGGUGGGGAUCCCAACCGUGUUACCCUAUUUGGCCACUCAUUUGGCGCUUCGGUGGCUGGAUUAAUGGGAUUCAGUCCAGCAGUGGAUCCGCAAAACAAAUUGUUCCAUCAGAUAGUGUGCAUGUCGCCUGCCAUCUCAUUCUACCCACUUCGGACAGCUAUUCAGAACACCUACGAGUUCGCCAAGCAGAUAAAUUGUUCACCUCCAAAAAAAUUGAGCCAAAAGAGCGGAGAGCAGUUCAUGUUGGAAUGUCUCCAAUCAAAGGAUCAAAUGGAAUUGCUACAAAUGCAACACAAGUUGGAUGACAGUGGAGCAGCUAAGUUCCUCGGAUUGAUUCAAACUCUACCAUUGUUUGAAGGAAAUAUUGCGUAUGAGGCAUUCAAAAAACCAAAGAAAUUGGCAUUGCUUACUGGAACCACUCGACAAGAAUUCGAGCGAUCACUCCAUCAAUUGCCGGUUGGCAAUCUCAUUGAUUUCAAAAAUCAGGUUGAGGUUGAUUCGAAGUAUCGCAAAGAUCUCAAAAAUGGAAAUACCAAGUUUAAUUAUACUGAUGACACCUUGGAGGUCAUGAUUACCUCGAGGGUUAUCGCUAACAAAUUUAGUGAGCCUGGAUCAAAGGCUUUUAUGUAUCAAUAUCUUUACCCAAAGCAUAAUCAUCACACCGAUGAUCUCGCUUUUAUCAUGGGAGUUCAUGCAUUCGAGCAGGAUGAAAACGAGCAAGUGCUCGCCGAGCUCUAUCCGAAAUAUUUCACAAAUUUCGUCAAAUAUGGCAAUCCCGAUAAAGAUUGGAAACCGACGAAUCAAUUGACGAGGAAUUACUUUGCGAUCGACUGGAAUUCAACAUCGGGUCUUAGACCACAUAUGGAAGAUUAUUAUGAGAAGGAGGUUUCGAAAUACUGGCUGGAUGAUAUGAAGGUGUAUGAUAAGUACAUAACCGCAAAGAAGGUUGAGAAUCGAAUCAACAUUUUCGAAAUUCACAAAAAAAUUCAGAAAGUCAGCGUGCGAUCUCUCGAAACAUAUCAUCAAACUUCGAAUUUCUAUAAUUAUUGGAUAUUAGUUGGCCUCAUUUUCGUUUUGGGAAUCAUUGUCGGAAGAUACACGUGUAGAUCAAAACGCAAUGUCUACAUUCGAUUGAACGGCUAUGAUUAUCAGGAAGUUGUGAAGCCGUUUUGA
Messenger RNA from Caenorhabditis bovis, 1758 nucleotides. The record is from the annotation of a GenBank genome assembly. Lineage: Eukaryota; Metazoa; Nematoda; Chromadorea; Rhabditida; Rhabditidae.